GCUAAUCGUACAUGUGUUUUUCCUUGAAGUUCCUGUGAAGUUGGACGAUGAUUCCGUAGAACUUGAGACAAAGGCAAAAAACUACAAGCCAUAUUAGAGGUGACAUGGAUAAAGCAAUCGUCGACAACCCUCAGGUUCCGCGCCUAAAACACAAUCGGGCUCGACUUUUGGUGGAAUACUUCUGCACUUUCGUGCCUUGUAUUAAAAAUAUCCAAGACCAAAAGAAGAUGCAUCUUCAAGCUCUUAAAUUGGUCAAAUGUUUGUGUGCGAGAAUUAGAUCUCUAGAUGAUUCAAACGCUUACAACUUCCAUGCAAAAGAUGCACUCCUUAUGGCAGCAAAUUUAGGGAUUCACGAAGUUAUGGAAGAAAUUGUGGAGUCAUUUCCUAAUUUACUUUGGGCUAAAGACGAGAAAAAUAUGAACUUAUUCCAAAUAGCUGUUGUAGAGCGUCAUGCGAACUUCUUCAACCUCAUAUAUCAGAUGGGGGAUUAUCAAGAAGUUCAAGUACGAAUAAAAGAUGAUUCUGGAAACAACCUCCUACACUUGGCCAGAAGACUAGGUCUAAGGAAACACAACAUGGUUUCUGGCGCAGCUCUGCAAAUGCAACGUGAGUUGCAAUGA
Molecule: messenger RNA, 620 nt
Organism: Rhododendron vialii
Lineage: Eukaryota; Viridiplantae; Streptophyta; Magnoliopsida; Ericales; Ericaceae
Exons: 2
Coding region: 105-620 (171 amino acids)
Source: RefSeq, a predicted model, not a curated record